Molecule: messenger RNA, 3966 nt
Organism: Phaedon cochleariae (mustard beetle)
Lineage: Eukaryota; Metazoa; Arthropoda; Insecta; Coleoptera; Chrysomelidae
Source: the annotation of a GenBank genome assembly
AUGGACUCCAGCAAGAAGCACGUGAGAGAGUCGCCAGAAGUGAAAGCGAAUUUUUUGUCCAAACUUUUUUUCUGUUGGAUUCUCCCAUUUUUCAAAAUUGGCUACCAGAAAGACUUAGAUGUGCAAGACCUGUAUAACGCCACAAAGGGUGAUUUAUCUGGAACUUUGGGAGAUGAAUUGGAAAAAUAUUGGAAGGAAGAAUUACAAAAAUGUAAAGGAAAACAAAACAAAGCCAGUCUGAAAUCAGCGAUUUGGAAGGCAUUCUGGAAAUCCUAUGCGAUAUAUGGGGUGUAUUUUUUUAUACAAGUUAUUUUCUUGAGAUCUCUUCAACCUAUUUUAUUAGCAGUGUAUAUAGACUAUUUCGGACAUACUAAAGAGUCCUACCAAGUAGGAUCAUGGAUUAUCAACAAAAAAGAGUAUGGAUGGAUAUUAGCAGUGGGGGUGAUAUUGUUAGCUUUCGUAAAUAUGGUUAUAUUCCACUAUUGUUCCCUGGGAUGUCAAAGGGUGGGGAUGAGGGUCAGGAUAGCCUGUUGCUCACUAGUUUACAGAAAAAUGCUCAGACUGAGUCAAGCUUCGCUAGGCGAGACAGCGGCUGGUCAGUUGGUCAAUUUGAUGUCAAAUGAUGUCCAGAGGUUUGACUUGGCAUCUAGCCAGCUACAUUAUAUCUGGAUCAUGCCAUUUUUGUUCGUCACUGCUUUCUACAUCAUCUAUGACAGUGUGGGAUGGGCAGCUUUGGCUGCAAUGCUCGCCAUGACAGUUCAGUCCGUACCACUACAAGGAUAUCUAUCCAAGGUCCAAGGAGUUCUACGCUAUAAAAUAGCUCAGAGGACUGAUUUCAGAGUGAAAUUGAUGAGCGAAAUAGUGUCAGGAAUCCAAGUCAUCAAAAUGUACGCAUGGGAGAAACCUUUCGAGAAAAUGGUGGAAAACUCACGAAAUGACGAAAUCAAAUUUAUAACAAAAACCUCAUACAUAAAGGGAUUCUCACUAGCUCUGAUGGUAGUGACAGAACGAUUCGCACUAUACGUCACCCUCAUAGCGUACGUUCUGAUAGGCCAUCGACUCACCAGUGACACUGUCUUCUCGAUGUCCCUGUACAUCAACAUCGUUCAAAUGUACAUGUGUAUUUUCUUCCCUAUGGCUCUUGGGUUUUACGCUGAAGCCAAAGUCACCAUCAGAAGGUUAGAAGACUUCUUGGUGCUGGAAGAAAACGUUAUAGUUCAGAACAGGGAGGCUACGAUUAUGGAUGAGGAAAAAAGAGGACUUGUGCAGCUGGAUGGGGCUACAGCAAGCUGGUUGCCCAAUCCAGUGGUCAAUACCCUUAUAGAUGUUACCUUGAAGAUAUCUCCAGGGACUCUCUGUUGUGUGGUGGGGAAUGUGGGAUCAGGGAAGAGUUCCCUACUGCAAAUGCUGCUCAAGGAGUUGCCAGUGAAGAAAGGGAGCAUGGAAUUGAAUGGUCAGGUGUCUUAUGCCUCUCAAGAACCAUGGUUGUUCGUGUCCAGUGUGAGAAAUAACAUACUAUUCGGACAACCGUAUUUGAAAAACAGAUAUAGCGAUAUCGUCAAGUAUUGUGCCUUGGAAAGAGACUUCAAACAGUUCCUACACGGUGAUAAGACCCUGGUAGGGGAAAGAGGAGUAUCUCUCAGUGGUGGACAGAGGGCGAGAAUAAAUUUGGCGAGGGCAGUGUAUGUUGAUGCGGACAUUUAUCUAUUUGACGACCCACUUUCUGCUGUCGACACUCAUGUUGGCAAACAUCUUUUCGAGCAGUGUAUAAAAGGGUAUUUGAAAGGGAAAACCAGAAUAUUGGCCACUCAUCAGCUGCAGUUUUUGAAACAAGCCGAUAUGAUUAUAGUACUGAAUAAUGGAACAGUGGAAAAAAUUGGUACUUAUGAUGAAUUAUCUGAUACUGCACUUGAAUCACUGAAGAGGCAAGAGUCGAAAGAAGAGAUCAAAGACGUUGGGGAUAACGUGAAGAAAGAUAUAGCUGAAAGGUUACAAUCUAUCGCAUCUGUAGGGAGUUCCGUUGGUAAAGAGGUGGAAGAUGAAGAACAACAAGAAACCCAGGAGUUGAUUGAAAAGGGGAAUUUAUCAACAUCCUUGUACAUCGAAUAUUACAGAACAGGAGCUAGUGUUUUAUUUUUGAUAUUUAUGGUUGUUCUUUUCCUGGUUGCUCAAAUGGUUUGUAAUGGCUGUGAUCUAUGGGUAGCACACUGGACAUAUGAGGAACGACUAAGUUUCGAAAACCUCAUUUUGAAGAGUUACAUUGGCACUCACCAUCCCAACUCCUCGGCAGACCUCUUACGAAGACUUACGGUCAACACAACCGCUUUCGAGGAACUGUAUAUGGAUGAAAAUUUCUUGCCCACCCAGACGAACUACAUGCUGGUAUACACCGUAUUCAUCAUAGGGGCAAUACUUUUGACUACGAGCAGGUCCAUUUUGUUCUACAAGAUGUGCAUGAACGCAUCUAAGGGUUUACACAAUAAGAUGUUUGGGAAUGUACUUAAGGCACCCAUGUUCUUCUUCAACACUAAUCCCUCAGGUCGAAUUCUGAACAGGUUCUCGAAAGACAUCGGUACAGUGGAUGAGGUUUUGCCCAAAGCUGCCGUAGAUGCCUUGACAGCAUUCUUGGUCAUGUGUGGUAUUCUUGGCAUGGUUUUCUUCGUAACUCCUAUCAUGAUGGUACCGGCAGCUCUCCUUGCUCUCGUUUUCUACUUCUUCAAGUCCAUCUACCUAUCCAGUGCCCAAGAUAUCAAAAGAAUAGAGGGCGUCACUCGCGCACCAGUGUUUUCCCAUGUAUCGGCCACCCUUUAUGGUCUAUCGACUAUUCGUUCCUCAAAGGCAGAAGAGAUGGUAAUCCACGAGUUCGACUCUCUACAAGACCAACAUACUUCAAGUUGGUACUUGUUCAUAGCUUGCAGUGGAGCCUUUGGGUUCUACAUGGACUGUAUCAGUACCACAUUCCUGGCAUUGGUUACAUUCCAGUUCCUCGUCUUUGAAAAGUAUGGUAGCAUUGGGGAAGACAUAGGUCUUUUGAUCUCCAGUAGUAUGAUCCUCAUAGGCAUGCUUCAACUGGGGGUCAAGCAGACCACCGAAGUAACUUCGAACAUGACCAGUGUGGAAAGAGUCGUACAAUACACGAAGCUUCAGAAGGAAGAUGAAAUUAGUCCCGAAGCAACGAGUAAACCCAGUAACUGGCCUAGUGCUGGAAAAGUCACCUUCAAGAAUACCUAUUUGAGGUAUACUUUGGAAGAUCCUCCGGUCUUGAAGAAUCUUAACAUGAUUAUACAACCCGGUGAAAAAGUUGGUAUAGUAGGUAGAACAGGAGCUGGUAAAUCUACGCUGAUAGCUUCCUUAUUUCGACUAGCUCCAAUAGAGGGCACCAUCGCUAUAGACGAUAUCGACACCUCCACAGUCAGCUUGGAAUAUCUCAGAUCGAACAUCUCUAUCAUCCCCCAGGAACCUAUACUUUUUUCGGCUAGCAUCCGUUAUAACCUGGAUCCAUUCGAUAAAGCCGAUGAUGAAACUAUCUGGCGAGCCCUAUCAGACGUGGAACUGAAGAGUUCCAUUGAGAGUCUGGACCAGAAAGUGAGCGAAGGAGGUUCAAAUUUCAGUGCUGGGCAAAGGCAACUGGUCUGCCUUGCCAGAGCCAUCAUAAGGAACAACAAAAUCCUGGUGAUGGAUGAAGCUACUGCCAACGUUGAUACAAAUACUGAUUCUCUGAUCCAAAAGACAAUCGGGAAGAAUUUCAAGGACUGUACCAUGCUGACCAUAGCCCAUAGACUGAAUACCAUCAUGGACUACGAUAAAGUCCUAGUUAUGGAGAUGGGAGAGGCAGUAGAGUUUGCUCCUCCUCACGAACUAUUACAAAUUCCAGAGGGGUAUUUCACGAAAAUGGUUGAACAAACUGGCCCGGUGAUGGAGGCCCAUUUGAGAAAAGUGGCCGAAGAUGCCUACCUUACUAAGUAG